AUGUUUUUAGAAAGGUUGGAAGCUAAAACAAGAGAUUCAUUGCCUCCUGAGGUAAUAUCUAAAAGUGUGGAUAGAUUCAAGGAGAUAAAAAGCCAUGGAGAUAGAAAGGAAGUGUCGGCAUUUCUUGGGAAGGAAAACUCUGGUGCUUCUAUUCUUCUUAGCCAUCCAGAUCUAUUGGAUGAGGACGAGCUGAUAGACCUUCUUUUUUGCUCAGACAUUUAUUCAAGAUACAAGAGUGCAGAGAUGCUGACCAAGCUCUAUGAAAAUAAGAGUCAUAGGAAAGAGUACUUCUCGUUCUUCAAACAGAUGCUGAAAGACAGUACUUCAUAUGACGAAAGUAACUAUCUUCUUUCCUUGUUAAUUGACUUUUUAUCCUGUAAGUCAAAUUCAAAUUUUGAUGUUGAGAAGAGGAAAGUGGCACUUGUGACAAACAAAAUGUUUAUGGAGAUUUUACAUACAUCUGUGUUUGUUAAGGAGGUUCAGUACAACACAUUGAUGGUUAUUCUUAUAUUCUCUUACAGUACAGAAUGUGUUGGUAAGAUGGGCACUUUGAUUGAUGACGUUGUUAUUAUUGUGAAAGAAAAAGCAAGAGAAAAGAUUCUGAGAGUAUGCUAUGGAAUAAUUGCCAACGUCCUCGAGAGUGGUUAUGUCUUUUCACCAGGGAGGCUGAAUGAUAUUUCGAAAUGUACAGACCUUCUUUUAGAAGGUGGAUACGGUGACGAGGAACUCGAGCAAGAUCUUAAGAAAGUCCGCGCCAGAAUAGCGCAAAAUGCAAAGAGAUUUUGCUUACGUAACUACCUUAACGAGCUGUUCUCUGGAAGAUUCGAAGAUUCCGAGUAUCAUCACAAAGAAGAUUUUUGGAACAAUAAUCUAGAUAUGCUAAUGAAGAACAAAGUUGAAAUAGUUAAGGUGCUUAAGAAGUACUUAAAGUCUAGUAAUCCCUCAUGGGUGUGCCUUGCAUGUAGCGAUAUAUUUCAGUUAGUAAAGGUGUUGCCGGAGAUUAAUGCAGUUUUGAAUAAGUACCAGGUCAAGGAAGUACUCUUUAACUUAAUCAAUAGUGACAAUGAUGACAUAAGAUUUCAUGCAAUACAGACACUAUAUACAUGUAUUUCUUCUGAGUGGAGCUAA
This is a messenger RNA of Encephalitozoon romaleae SJ-2008, 1128 nucleotides long. RefSeq names its product vacuolar H+-ATPase V1 sector subunit H. The record is from RefSeq and is a predicted model, not a curated record. The coding region runs from base 1 to 1128 and encodes 375 amino acids. Gene Ontology annotation, cellular component: vacuolar proton-transporting V-type ATPase, V1 domain. Lineage: Eukaryota; Fungi; Microsporidia; Unikaryonidae. Gene Ontology annotation, molecular function: proton-transporting ATPase activity, rotational mechanism. Gene Ontology annotation, biological process: proton transmembrane transport. The transcript has a single exon.